Messenger RNA from Momordica charantia (bitter melon), 1551 nucleotides. RefSeq names its product SAWADEE protein. The record is from RefSeq and is a predicted model, not a curated record. Gene Ontology annotation, molecular function: chromatin binding. Lineage: Eukaryota; Viridiplantae; Streptophyta; Magnoliopsida; Cucurbitales; Cucurbitaceae.
CGCGAUCGUUUUGCGCUGUACUCUUUCUCUCUCACUUUCUCCGGCGAUGUGCUCGGCCGGAGCCGAUGCAAUCUCCUGCAGCAUUGAGUUCCGAUGCCUGGACGACGACGCCUGGUACAAUGUCGCCGUGAAACUCGAAGGCGAUGCUCUUCGAAUCAUGUACUGCGGGUUCGCGGUGGAGCACGACAAUGUCUUCAGCGCCAAUGAUUUCCGGAGCUUAUCGGACUUGAGCGACUUCGAAGCUAGGUUUCGGCCUCUGUCCAGGCAGUUGCAGGACUGUGAGUGCCGGAAGGUGGACCCUGGCAUGGCCGUCUGCGCUUCCUACUCCUCCCGAAUCGAUGAUGUUCGGUUCUACGACGCGCUUGUGGAAGGGGUGGAUUAUCUUGAACACUCUUAUGCAAAUGGAGAAGAAGAAUGCUUAUGCAACUUUAUCCUUUUCUGGCAGCAUGGUCCAAAACAUGGGAAUCUGACAAUUGCCAGUAUUGCUGACAUGUGUCAAAUUCAAGCUGGUAAAAUUAAUGACACAGUGUUACCAACCUUCUUCAAGAGAGUUAGGGAGAAAAUCCAAGCCAGAAUGAAUAAAGGUGAUUCUUGUCAGAAAGAUGACUGCAGUCCAAAUUUGAAGCCCAAGCUCUCCUUUUUUCAACGCAUGGACCAGGAAACACGACGUGCCAAGCGUUCUUGUGGUACAGUAGAACCAUGUAAAGAUCUACAGAUUCUCAGUCCCAGAAAAGGUGAGGCAAUCGAGCAAGAUACUGAUUUUGGUGGAAUGAAACAUCAGUACAUGAUUUUACUUGAGAAUCUAGAUAAAGGAUUGUCUCCGGUAAAACUAGCCAAAUUCUUACAUGGACAGACAUCCAUAUUACCUCGAGUAUACAUAUUCCCGACUUUAUCAGAUGAGUCGUAUGCAAGGGGAGCUGUUGUAUUGAAUUGCGGAAAGAACCUAGAUAGGUUGUGUGGUUUUUUGGAUAAUCCGCAUCAUGUCAUUGUAUCCUCCCAAGGAAGGCCCUUGGUUGUAACUGGGAAAGUGGCGAGGCUCGAUACUUUUGGAACAUUGGCAGGGGCCAUGGUGCUAGACAUUGAUAAUAAACUUUGUAACGAAAAUGAUGGCGGUGUUGGUGUCAGUGUGUGUAGCGAGCUGAAGGUAGUGAGUGUAGGAACAAUCGAUUAUUCGAUUGCGAAGCAAAGGAAGGAGUUGUUUAGGGAGUUUCUUAGCCAUCAGAGGAGAUUGCAUCAAAGAUUGGCCCUGGAGGAGAGCAAGAUAUAUUGCAGUGCUCCUUUGCAGUAUAAACUGUAAAUCAAUCAUAGGUUGAAAAGAAAUUAAAAGUUUUUACUUUGAGGCUGUAAAUUUUACAUUGUAAAUGUGGUGUAGGCUGUAGAAACCACUAACUUUCCAUCCUUGUAUAGGCCUUCCCCUAGGUCAUCUUUUGUGGGGUUGACUGUAUUUGCCUCAUGAAUUAGGUUAAUGAAUUUGACUCACUUCUAGUGUGGCGCACGCAAGUUGGUUCGGACACUCAUGGAUAUUAUAAAGAUAAAGAAAAAUUUGACUCA